AAAAAAAAAAGAAAACUGGCUUUUGAAUUGCUGCAGUUCCAAAGCCCUGCAUAUUUCCAGAUAUAAUUUAAGAGCACACAACCAAGCUUGAAACGAGAAAGUACCCCCCCCCAAGAGGCUGUAUCCGAUUGGAGGGUGUUUCUACAAAUGAAAAUGGAGCAACAGAUUCCACCGGGGAUAGGGAAAGUAGCGGAAGGUCCAGAAAAAGUUUCACAUGCUGCCCAGCCUGACUGUGUUGGAGAUUUUCCAAGUUGCAUAGCAUCAGAAUGGGUUAAGCAGGACCCUGAGGGAGGACAGUCAAAGGAAUGGGAAGGCCAAUGGCAGGAGUUCUUGAAGGCCCUAGAUUACCCUCCAUCGAGAUGGAGAAACCCACAGGCCAAAGAUCCUGGACCCUGGGAUGAUGCCAAGGCCUUUUUGGCCUCCUUUGAGCAAGUGGCUGAAGCCUGCCAGUGGCCAAGAGAAGAGUGGGUGGCCCGGCUCGUGCCAGCACUGAGCGGAGAAGCAGAGCAGGCCUUUAGCAUCCUGGAAGUCAAAGACAGGGCAGACUAUGGGAAGGUGAAGGCUGCCAUCUUGCGAGGGGAUGCCCUCAAGAUGGAGUCGCAGCGCCAGCAUUUCCGCCAGUUCCGUUACCAGGACAUUGAAGACCCGCAAAGGGUUUACAGCCAACUCCAGGAGCUUUGCCAUCAGUGGCUGAAACCAGAGAGGCGCACCAAGGAGCAGAUCCUGGAGCUGCUGAUCCUGGAACAGUUCUUGGCCAUCCUGCCCCCAGAAAUCCAGAGCUGGGUCCGGGAAUGUGGUCCAGAGAACUGUGUCCAGACGGCUGGCCUGGCAGAGGACUUCCUGAUGAGCCAGCAAGAGAACGAGACAUGGAAGUGGCAGGUAUUGGUGCCCUCAAAGGAUGUGAUCUUGAGUCCUCAGGGAUCUGGGAAGAAGGACCAGUAUGUGGAGCCAAAACAGGGGAGUGGCAUGGAUGCUGGUUUGUCAGAUGGUGGUACGAUGUCCCCCAGUCACGCCACCUCACUGCUUCCCCCUGAGGGUUGGGAAUCAGCUGAAGCAGGGCCAGCUGAGGGGUCAGUGGACUUUGAACUUGCUGUCCAUUUCACGGAGGGGGAAUGGGCCCUGCUGGAUCCAGGCCAGAGAGCUCUGUACAGAGAAGUCCUGCAAGAGAAUUACGGGAAUGUGAUCUCAUUGGAUAACAGGACCCCAACUGAGAUCAAAGUAGAGAAUGUUCAGUGGAAUGGUUCCGAAGUGCCUGGCUUACAGGAGAUCUUCCCAGAGAGAUCCCACAGAUCUGUGAAACCUGAGACCCACAAAGAAGAGGCUGAUUUGGAUAGGCUGCAAGGAAGGAGGGCUGUAAAGAGGUGGCGUGGAUCCGUUCAGUUUGUGGAAGGUCUGAGAUCCCUUCACAAACGUGCAUCCCAGGAGAGUGAGAGAAAGCAUCCGUGUCCUGAAUGCGGGAAAAGGUUUCAUUAUCGGUCACAACUGGCAAAACAUCAGAUGACCCAUACGGGCUUAAAACCCUACAAAUGCAUUGUCUGUGGGAAAAACUUUCAAAGGAAAGAUAACCUUCUUGCGCAUCAGAAAAUCCAUACCGGGGAGAAGCCGUAUGGGUGUGCAGAGUGUGGGAAAAGCUUCUACGACAGAGGCAAGUUGCUUAGGCACCAGAAGGUCCACACCGGGGAGAAACCUUUUGAGUGUCCCGGGUGUGAAAAAAACUUCUCUCGGAAAGGAAACCUCCUUGUACAUCAGACAAUCCACACAGGCGAGAGGCCAUAUGAGUGCUCUGAUUGCGGGAGGCACUUCUGUGAGAGGGUCCGAUUGAGUAGACAUCAGAGGGUCCACACUGGAGAAAAACCUUAUGAGUGUCCUUGGUGUGGAAAGAGAUUCCGAAGAAAAGGAAAUCUGGCUGCACACCAGAAAACCCAUACUGGUGAGAGGCCAUACUCCUGCUCUGAGUGUGGGAAAAGCUUCAGCGAGAAAGCCAAACUGAUUCGUCACCAGAGAGUCCACACAGGAGAGAAACCAUACUCAUGCCCGAUAUGUGGGAAAAGUUUCAAUCAAAGAGAGACCUUAAUGAGGCACUGGAGAGUCCACACUGGGGAGAAACCAUACAAGUGUCAGGAGUGCAGGGAAAGCUUCAGUCAAAAAGAGACUCUCCUUAGACAUCAGAGAAUUCACACAGGAGAAAAUAUUAGUGUUCUGUGAGGAAUGGGGUAGGGGGAUGUUCAUGAGUCUAUAAAUAGAAGCAUUACAGAAAAUGUAUGAUUAUUUUCAUUGUGGCGGGGAGGUGGGGGAGAGCUGAUGACAAAUUGGGGUCACAGUAGCAGUUGUAUAGAAUCAGAUGGUAGGAUUCUGGACUUUUAAGAAAUUCAGAUUGCCAAUUCUUAUAUGAAGCAUUUUGUGAACAUAGAAGACUAGCUCCUCAGGGAGAAAGCAUACACAUAAAGAACUAAUUCACCAAGAAAAAGGACUAAGAGAGCAAUCCCAAGCAGGUCUCUUCAUUAUCAAGACCCGUUUUAUUCAGCAUGGUAUUCUCUCAGGAAACUGGUUUUAAUAUAAUCCUUUUCUUG
Messenger RNA from Eublepharis macularius, 2570 nucleotides. RefSeq names its product zinc finger protein 1 homolog. Lineage: Eukaryota; Metazoa; Chordata; Lepidosauria; Squamata; Eublepharidae. The transcript is spliced from 6 exons. Gene Ontology annotation, molecular function: DNA-binding transcription factor activity; RNA polymerase II cis-regulatory region sequence-specific DNA binding. Gene Ontology annotation, biological process: regulation of transcription by RNA polymerase II. Bases 148 to 2205 code for a protein of 685 amino acids. The record is from RefSeq and is a predicted model, not a curated record.